GGUAUUACCGCCCCUGAUGCUUGUAACUACAAGCGAUGGAGCAAGGCGCACCCUAUAGUUUUCACUACCUCUCUGCUGCAGUCAGAUAAGCUACCGCUCCUUUCAGCAGUUGCAGACUUCCUCCUAGCUGCACACAAGGAGCGGGCUCGCUGGCUUGCACUCAAUCCAUCUCUCCCACCCAGUCAGUUUGAUGGUGAGUAUGACUUCAUAUAUGAGUUGCAUGAGAUGGAGCAGUGGGUGCUUGACGCUGACUUGUCAGACUAGCACCCACUGCUCCAUGGGAAGGGCAGAUAGGCCUUGUGCAUGCAUUCUGCAUGUGCCUGUUGCCUGUUUGGUGUGUGCUGUGGACAGAGAAGAUGCCUGGUUGCGCCGGAAGGUAGCGCCGGGCUUAGGGACAGGUGUCUCGUCAAACCCUUAACCAACCAACCAACCAAGGCGCUUUAUCGUCGGCGAGUGAGCAGAUAAGUGUGUGACCACCGCCGCCGAUCGUUGGAUAUCGAAAUGUCCGCCCCGCACCUGACGAGGAUUAUGGCUGAGGCCGAGGGCAUGACGGACGAGGAGUUGUAUGCCGCAUUCAAGGCCAUCCCCAUCCCGGUGAGCCACCGCACUCACUCACUCGUGUGCCCCACCUGAAAGAAAGCCGAUCAGUGCACUGCAGCACUGACAUAAUCAGUGGGGGGAGAUGAGAUGCAUUGGAUGGAAUGGAUGGAUGGAUUUCCGAUGGAUACGGUGCAUCGGUGCAGUGCAUGGCCAUGGAUCACAUGUCUCUCUCUCUUUCUGUCCGUCUGUGUGUGUGCAGACGUUGAUAGCCGAGGAGGACGCCCUCAAGGGUGAGCAGGUGCAGGCCUACCUCGUGGUGAGGCGCCGCUGGCGUGCGUACCGCAGGCGCCGUAUGGACAAGGCCCUCAAGGAGUUGGAGGAGGGUACGUCACCUCCACACACGCAGAUUGGUUGAUGCGAUGCAGUCAUGCCCAAUACAUCUUCUUGUGUCCUCUGUGUGUCUGCUGGUGUUGCUUCAGCGUGGCAGCAGGCCAGCUUGGCUCAGGCCGCGGAGCAGAAUACGUUCCAGGGACUGGCUCACGGUAUGGACACACAGACAGAGAGGCAGACAGAGGGAGGGAGGGCACAAGACGCACCGCACACCCACAGAUCCGAUGGGUCCAUCCCAACAUCCCCUCCCCUCUGUGUGUGUCUGUGUGGGUCCUUUCUGUGUUCAGCCCCGCCCACGUUCGCUGCGUAUCCGCCACCUGCCCACCUGGGGUACGGGAUGCCCAGCCUGGCCCCGCCCGUGGCCUGGGUGCUGCCGCCGGUGGGGACCGUCGACUUCGUCAAGUUCACCUUGGCGCCGAUGGCGACGGUUCCCCCCACCCUGCGGCACGCCCACCUCAGCGCCCGGGCUGUGCAGCGGCUGCGGCUGGGCCACACCCCGCAAGUGGUGCACAAGGCGUUCGUGGACGAGAUGGGCCUGGCCCUGGGACUGCCCUGAACCCUAAUUGGUGAGGAGAGAGAGGGUAGCCAAACAAGAGAGAGAGAGGGUGCCGCACAGCGGGAUGAGCCGGGAUCACAUUGCUGCCUGGCUGCAUUUUUGUCUCUGGUUGUCAGGUCGGGCACCCACUUAGUCGCGGCAGUAACUGUCGGCGGAUUGACGGACUUGGUUAUGGAUAGACGACUGCAUAUUGAUAUGUGCGUGGCGAUCCAUCCAUCCAUCAGUCGCCAGGCAGGCAGGCAGCCAGGGUGUGGUGUGCGUCGGGGGGUACAUACAUACGCACAGGCCAGCCACAGCUAGCUACACCGCCACUCCCAUCACCCCCAUCCAUCACCACUCACCACCCACAGCCAAUCGCGGCGCCUCUUUCUUUCCCUUUUCCUUUCAUUCAGACAGACAGACGCCUCUCUGUUCUGUGGGCGUCUGUCUGUCUGUCUGUCUGGUUUUUGUUUCCUUUCAUCCAGAUGGCCUGUGGCUGUCCUGUCUGUUUUCGUACGUCUUUGCUUUCAUACAGGUGGCCUGUCUGGCUGACUCGGGCAAGUCAUUCCUUCGGGAGUGCGUGCCUUCAUCGGCAAGUCAUUCCUCCGGGAGUGCGUGCCUUUAGAGUUCAGCUGGACGGCUGUCCGGUCUGUUUCCGUACGUCUUUGCUUUCAUCCAGGUGGCCUGUGGCUGUCUGCUUUUCGUUUCGUCCUUCCGUAUGGUGCGGACGCUGCUUUCUGCUUUUCGUUUCGUCCUUUUGUAUUGUAUUGCUUUCUGUUGAAGAGAGGAGCCGCACAGAACCGAAUCCGACGUGGUGAGUGUGAUGGAGGUGGGGUGGGUGAGGCGGCACGUAGGCGGCUGGAUGGGGCCUGUCGUGUGUGUGGCUGAGCACACGGAUGGUGACGAGAUGGAUGGAUGGAUGGAUGUGCUACACACGGAUGGUGUCGAGAUGGAUGGAUGGAUGGAUGUGCUAAGCACACCAUCAAUCAUGUCAGGGUGUCCGUGUAGACUGGAUAUUGGCAUUUUCUGGUACUUUCUGGUUGCGUGACUGACUGACUGACUUAUUUGUGAAUGACUGUCAUGCAAUCUUGCUGUGUGAGCUGACAUGACCUGUUCUAGCCAGGCGUCCGUCCGUCCACCGAGAGAUCGAGGAGAACAGCCGUUUGUUUCUUGUGGCUGUGUGUUCUCCUGUCUGUUGGCACCAGCCAGAUGAUCCCACUCUCUCACUCAGUGGGUCCCCGGUGGGUGACACACACUCACACACCACCUGCCUGUAUGGUGGAUACUUAUCAGUAAGUAGCUGACCUGACAGACUGACUGACUGACUGACUUGUAGAUAGGCGUAAGUGAGUGAGACUGGCACUGCACUCGUACCUUACGUACGGCAGCCAGGUGAAUAGCGCCAGUCAUUCCACCGCUUUUGUUUGUCCUGCGGGGGCGCCCCGCAGCUGAAUGACAUUGAUUGUGCCAUCGUCAGUCAGGCCAUGACGGUAGCCUGCCUUUGUACUCGGUCGGCAUCGCUCUCCUUUGCCCAUCCCGGCCGUCGGCGGCACGGCUGCCAUUUGAGGAUUGGCGUGAUUGACAACUUGGCUCUGUGUGUGUGUGUGUGUGUGUUCUUGGCCACCUCGUGUGUGUGUGUGUAUGUGUGUGUGUUCUUGGCCACCUCCCUCGUGUGUGUGUGUGUGCGGUCCUUCAUUCUUCUUAGCUGCCUCCCGCUGACAACACAGCACACUGUCCGGUCCGCACUGACUGAUUUACGUACAGCAUGGAGGCUGUCAGUCACUUGUUUGCCGACAGCGAUGUGCUGUGCUGUGGCGCAAGUAGCUGCUGAGACCCUCUGUACCACCCGGCUCACUUCACCAUCGACUCAUGUGUGUGAUGCACGUGACCAAUGGACUUACUGACUUGUGUGUGUGUACGAAUCGGAUGGGAUGGACGGUCUGGUCGGCCGCCAUGCCAUGCUAACCUACCACACACACACACAGACACACACAGACGUGUCAGUCAGUUAUGUCCUCCUUUGCUCUCUGCCCUGCCUGCACUGACUAAUGCAUUUCAUUCGUUUGGCAAGCUAAGCCCUUCCGUACGUUUGGACACUUAUGUUUUUUGCCUUCCUUGAGCACUCAAUACGUACAAUCAUGGUGCCGAUCUGGGAGGAGGACAGGGAGGUCGGAGGGAGGGAGGAUGUGGUGGGGUGUGGGGUGUUCGUGUGCGUGGCGAUUGGCUACUUGCCCGUGUGCGGCUGCACUCGCCUCGUUUGCGGAUCCCACACUGCACAUGAUCGCACCCACCACCAGCCACACGCACUCAGAUCCAUGCGCAUGAUCCACGUGAUGCAUCAGCCUCUGAGAGUGGAUGGAUGGAUGUUUGGUGUGAGAGAGAGGUGGUGUUAUUGGUUGUGUCGGUGGCUGGUCAGCGUGGUGUACAAGGGGAAAUGAGCGCACUGGCG
Vitrella brassicaformis is the source of this 3914-nucleotide messenger RNA. Lineage: Eukaryota; Vitrellaceae. The record is from the annotation of a GenBank genome assembly.